Linderina pennispora is the source of this 1050-nucleotide messenger RNA. RefSeq lists its product as uncharacterized. Gene Ontology annotation, biological process: cellular response to nitrogen starvation; autophagosome assembly; late endosome to vacuole transport. The transcript is spliced from 7 exons. The annotation marks the transcript as partial. NCBI's taxonomy places the organism in Eukaryota, Fungi, Kickxellomycota, Kickxellomycetes, Kickxellales, Kickxellaceae. The record is from RefSeq and is a predicted model, not a curated record. Gene Ontology annotation, cellular component: phosphatidylinositol 3-kinase complex, class III, type I; phagophore assembly site; phosphatidylinositol 3-kinase complex, class III, type II.
UACACACUGCUUCCCUACACAAUGUCGCACUGCAAGCGCUGCAAACAAACAGUCGACAUCGACAGCAUUAUCGGCACCCUGCCUGAUGCAAAGCUCCUGCAGGUCCAGGGCGCCCUGAAUACCACCACUGCCCCCACCGAUAUUUCGCGGUACCUGUCCCAGCAGUUCCGCGCCGACCAGAUCAAGCGCCAUGCAAACGGUACCGCAAGGCAGCCGCCCGAGGACGAAGAGAGCCAGACCAGCAGCCAGGCAGACUCCUGCAUCCCGAUACAGCCGCCUGCGCCACUGCACGCGGAGCAGAACGAUAUGGCAAAGACGUUUGGCGUGAUUGGCAGGAUCAUGGACAAGCUGGAUGCGCGCUCGAUGGUCGACCACCCGAUGUGCGAGGACUGUGCUGAGACCAUGCUGCGGCUGCUGGACAGAGAAGGCAUCCUGGACUCGCAGCUGGAGGGGCUUGCGGGCCAGCUGGCGGAUCUGGACGCCGAGUCCUUGCGGCUGGACCAGCUCGAGGCGCGCACAUUCCAGGAGCAGAACGAGCACCAGCAGGUGCUGGAGCGCAGCGGGCGCGAGCAGUGGGCGCUGGACGACCGGUACAAGAAGCUGUCGGCGCAGCUCAUGCAGCUGCAGCGGACCAACGUCUACAACGACAUCUUCAAUAUCUCAGUCGUCGACAAUAUUGCCAAUAUCAACGGAUUCCGGCUCGGCGGCCGCGGCUCCGUCGAGUGGGACCGAGAUCAAUGCUGCACGGUGGCGCGCAAGCUCAACUACGAGUUCCUCGACUACCGGCUGAUCCCCAUGGGCGGCUUCUCGCGCAUCGAGCGCCUGACCGACGGCGCUGCAUUCGAGCUGUUCGGCACCGGUGACCAGUACUUUGGGCGGCUGUUCCAGAGCCGCAAGAUCGACAGCGGUAUGGUCGCGUACCUGGCGUGCCUGGACCAGAUAGCGCAGCUGAUCAUGAGUCUGAAUCCGCAGGUCCGCGUGCCAUACCGCAUCGAGCAGGACCGCAUUGGCAGCGUGUCGAUCAAGAUGCAGUUUGGCCAGGACGAUCGC